Molecule: messenger RNA, 314 nt
Organism: Pyrgilauda ruficollis (rufous-necked snowfinch)
Lineage: Eukaryota; Metazoa; Chordata; Aves; Passeriformes; Passeridae
Product: sorting nexin-18-like
Exons: 1
Biological process (GO): cleavage furrow formation; plasma membrane tubulation; endosomal transport
Cellular component (GO): cytoplasmic vesicle; plasma membrane
Molecular function (GO): protein binding; phosphatidylinositol binding
Source: RefSeq, a predicted model, not a curated record
CGGGAGCACGAGGUGCUGAGCCUGUGCAGCGAGCAGGACAUCGAGGGGUGGCUGGAGGGCGUCAACAGCCGCGGGGACCGCGGGCUCUUCCCGGCUUCUUACGUGCAGGUGAUCCGCGCCCCCGCCGCCGAGCCGCCGCCCGCCCGCUACGCAAACGUCCCCGUCGGCGGAUUCGAGCCGCUGCCGCCCCCCGCCGCCUUCAAGCCGGCGGCGCAGCAGCCUCCGCCCGAGCCCUUCCCGCCGCCCCCCGCCGGGUAUCCCUUUCCGCCCUACGGCGGCUCCUACCAGCCCAGCCAGGGCAGCGAUGACGACUG